Molecule: messenger RNA, 1750 nt
Organism: Drosophila melanogaster (fruit fly)
Lineage: Eukaryota; Metazoa; Arthropoda; Insecta; Diptera; Drosophilidae
Exons: 4
Coding region: 118-1188 (356 amino acids)
Biological process (GO): imaginal disc-derived wing morphogenesis
Molecular function (GO): protein serine/threonine kinase activity; ATP binding; protein kinase activity
Source: RefSeq, marked reviewed
GGAGCGUCAGGUCAUUUUCAAUCCGAGCUUUCGUAAUGCUUUAGACAAAAAUUCGAAAUUCUGGUAUAGUUAAUUGACGCGAUCACUCAGAACUCUAAUACGCGAGUUGUUGUCGCAAUGGGUCCCCAGCCGGAGCAAGCGCAGAUGCACUUCAGUCCCAAGGUGGACUACAUUCUCAUCCUGGACAAGUUGCGCGAGGACUUCAACAAGAAGUUCGCCACCAACACGCCGUCGCCUAGUACGGGUCUGGAUGACUACGAGAUUAAGGCGACCCUCGGAUCCGGAUCCUUCGGCAAGGUGCAGUUGGUGAGGGAGCGCGAGUCCGGCGUCUAUUACGCCUCCAAGCAGCUCAGCAAGGAUCAGAUCGUGAAGACUAAACAGGUGAGCCACGUGAUGAGCGAGAAAAACGUGCUGCGUUCGAUGACGUUCCCGAACACGGUCAACCUGAUAGCCUCCUACAAGGACUUCGACAGCCUUUACCUCGUCCUGCCCCUAAUUGGUGGCGGAGAGCUCUUCACCUACCACCGAAAAGUGCGAAAGUUUACGGAAAAACAGGCCCGCUUCUAUGCUGCCCAGGUGUUUUUGGCUCUGGAGUAUCUGCAUCAUUGCAGUUUGCUCUAUAGAGACCUCAAACCGGAGAACAUAAUGAUGGAUAAGAACGGAUACUUGAAAGUGACAGAUUUCGGAUUUGCCAAGAAAGUGGAAACCCGUACAAUGACAUUGUGCGGAACUCCGGAGUACCUGCCGCCAGAGAUUAUCCAAUCGAAGCCUUACGGAACCAGCGUGGACUGGUGGGCUUUUGGGGUACUGGUCUUUGAAUUCGUCGCUGGACACUCGCCCUUCUCAGCCCACAAUCGCGAUGUGAUGAGCAUGUACAACAAGAUCUGUGAGGCGGACUAUAAGAUGCCCAGUUAUUUCAGUGGAGCUCUGCGUCAUUUGGUGGACCACUUGCUGCAGGUGGAUCUCUCGAAGCGUUUUGGCAACCUGAUCAACGGCAAUCGGGACAUAAAGGAGCACGAGUGGUUCAAGGAUGUGGAGUGGAUCCCCCUCCUCAAUCAGACAGUUAACGCGCCCUAUGUGCCCAACAUCAGCAAUCCCGAGGAUAUAUCCAACUUCGAUAAGGUCUCUGAUAAGCCGCGACCCAAGGCGAAAACCAUGCGACACGAGGAAGCCUUCGCGGACUUUUAACGAAGAUAGAUUUGUACUUGUGAUAGACCCCUUGACUCUGUAAAUUUUCGGCAGCAUUAGCUAAACAUUAUACUCUAGAUCCCCCCAUUCUUUUGAUAGACGACAGCUGCUGCUCACAUGUAUGAUGUCAACGGCUCUGAAUUUUCAGAUGGGGGAGUGCUUUUCCUUUGGAGAUUUUCUCGGAAAACAGCUGGGCCUGCUGACUUGGUGAUUUCCCACACUUGUUGCGCUGGUUUCCCCAAUUCUCAAUUCGACAAACUUGACUUGUAAUUAGACUUGAGGCAGUGCCAUAAAUCUUGUGCGUUUGUCGCUGCUGCAAGUGGAUGGAUGGAUUUAUGGCCACUCUGUUUACUUAUCUCCAUGUGGGUGUAGCUUUCGCUGAAAGAGUUCGCCUCCGAGUUUGGGUUUGCACGAAAUUAUGUUAAACAAUAUUUAAACGAGCUCUCUCGCCGGCGGACCAGAGUCAUAAAUCUUUUAUACCUUUUUCUGCUCUUCUGCAUAUCGGGGCACAUUGAUUUAUAUGCAAAGACUUAAUAAAAAUAGAGCAAUGGCCAGACGGCAG